Penicillium atrosanguineum is the source of this 1407-nucleotide messenger RNA. RefSeq names its product universal stress protein. The transcript is spliced from 3 exons. Bases 1 to 1407 code for a protein of 468 amino acids. The record is from RefSeq and is a predicted model, not a curated record. Lineage: Eukaryota; Fungi; Ascomycota; Eurotiomycetes; Eurotiales; Aspergillaceae.
AUGUCAGCACCGCCUUCGCCAAAGCCCUCGUUCGAGUCCGAGGAGCGUCCGGAAUCCAGUCAGAGUUUGUCAAAGUCUGCAGCCGCAGGGUCCAAGCACAAGCGCAAUAUCUCUUUUGAAGACAACCCGAAGAAUGGCAGGCCCCGACGAAGGUCGAUCCAGUUCCAAGUGGCCGCUGCAGAGUCGCAGCUGCCUAGUCGACCGCUGGAAAAGCGGGUAUCCCAUGGAGAUACGUCGCCCAGGGAAGAAGCAGAGAGAGACCAGCGGUCUGCGCAAGCGGGUCGAGGUCCUUCACCGCCGCCGCCAAAGACCUAUGAACGGGGCGUCUCCUUCAACACUUUCGACAACCCCGAUGCGCCGGACUUUUCCUUGACGCUCAACUACAAACAUAAGGGGUAUCAGAGUACUCGGCGAAGCCGGUCGUUCCUGGUGGGCACGGAUCAAAAUGAUUACUCAGAGUUCGCCCUUGAGUGGCUACUCGAUGAACUUGUCGAUGAUGGCGACGAGAUCGUGUGUCUUCGUGCGGUAGAGAAAGACUCGCGCAUGGCUAGUGAUGCAGGCAUUGAGGAGGGCAAGUACCGCCAGGAGGCAAAGAGGCUGUUCGAGCAGGUGAUUCAGAAGAAUAGCCAGGACGAGAAAGCGAUCAGCUUGGUCCUGGAACUGGUGGUCGGGAAAGUGGAGGAUAUUAUUCAGCGGAUGAUCCGUAUAUACGAGCCCGCCAUGCUCGUGGUCGGUACCCGCGGGCGCAACUUGAAGGGCGUUCACAGUCUCCUGCCUGGCUCUGUCUCCAAAUACUGUCUGCAGCAGUCACCUAUUCCGGUCAUCGUGGUACGCCCAUCACCCAAGCGCGAGAAGAAGAAAAAGAAGCGUCGCGCAGAUCCCACACGCAAGAGCUACAACCAGAUUCUCAAUCUCAGCGAGCAGCGAGGUAGCCGCAUUUUCGACGCCAGUUCCAGCACAGAGGAUGGAGUUUCUAAACUUCCCGACGAGGAGGCUGCCGUUGCCGAAGCGCUCGGCCUUCCAGCAUCCUACUCUCAUGCCCACUCGCGCAGCUCUCUUUCUGUCUCGGAUCGAAGCAGUCUUAGCCAUGACGACUCCGAUUCUACUUCUCCAGUUCCCCACUCACUUGAUGCAGUGGUUAUGAGGAGCCCUCUUAUCGGCAGCCCUGCCAGUUCAGAGGAGAGCAUCAGUCUUAGCGAAGACACGGAGAGACCAGGACAUCUACUCAUUCCUGAAGCUCUCGAUGAGACAAGCGAAGAAUCGUCCGACGAUACAGAAUCAACCUCCAAAGGACCCGACAUCGACUCCGCAGCGCCACCACCCGAAGAAUCACCUGCAAACCCCGUCUCGAUCCCAACGAUCGAAGUCUCCAACGACACCGACGAGAAAAGUGCCGAAGAACAAUGA